GUCAAAUUGAAGAAGAGCAGUAGUUGCAACUCUACUACGUAGCCUAUAGAGAUUCACUUGUUCUUUAGUACUAUCUCUCUCUGCAAGUCGACGUCUUGCGUCAAUUAAAAAAACAACAACUUAUUUGAAGAUAUUAUAACACAAGAACAAGAUGGUGGCGCCUGGCAGUGCCAAUAUCAACGAGAUCGAGCUCACGGAUAUCGAUUUUCCAGCCGUGGAGUCCGCAACCAACGCUAAAGUAGUUCUGCGCUACCUCCAGCUUCUCGAGGAUGACGGGAACAUGUAUCCAGAAUUGCAUGCAGCAUGCAAGGAAAAACUUCGAUUAAGACAUCACUGCGGGUUAAUAGAGAAUUUUCUUGAAAGAAAGAAUACAAGUGGCAUCACAGACAGUUUGAGUACUUCUUCUUCUUUCUUUCUUCUUCGGGUUAAUAGAGAGAGUACAAGUAUGCCUAUGCUAGCACUUUGCCUUUCCUCGCACAGACGUACGCCUAUACUGCAAAAAACUUCUAAUCCAAGAGCUCAACCCGAAACUCUACGCAGUGCAGUAUCCCAGAGCCACGACGCAGGAUGAGGUGGAGGAGGCGACGAAAGAUCUUUUCGACUGGGAAGCGGAAGUGAAAAGGACUGAUGAAUCCCUCAAAAAAGCGGGGAAAGCGAAAGGUUCUUCAUACACUAUCUGAAGUACGUGUUAGUGUUUACGUCGAGUUGGGUAGUACUCUUGCUACUGGUAUUGCCCCUAAUAUUUCCUGUGUAGUUCUUCAUUAUAUCAUAAAAAUUUGCACGACCAACUUUCAUCUUCUACCAGCCUCCACUUCCCUUCCUCCACCGCGCGGUGCCGAGUCUUCCGGAAAAGACACGUCAACAGUCAUUGCACAGCGCGACAACAUUGUAGACGGGGAAUAUGACGAAGGCAGCAAGGGUACUGAGGGGUAUGCCAGGGAUAAGACGAAGAUGAAAGACUACUACAGGAAUUGGGACCAGGUCGACAUCGACAAGAUGGAAGAGGAUAUUGAUGCGAAGUUAUGAGACAAGAAGAAGUUACAGAUGAGAAGAUAGCGAUAGAAGUUUUGGAUAAAGAACCGAAGUAGAUCUCUCUUUUCUUCUAAUCUCCGAAGAAGCCGAACGCGCGGCGAAUCGCGAGAGGCAAGCGGCUAUGCAGCAAACCCAAGACUUUGAGGAGGAAUAUUUUUCCAGGGAAAAGCUAGCCUCUUUAUCCUCUAUCCAGCGUGAACAGAUGGCUACUAGCGAGAAAGAGAAAGGCAAUGAAGCUUUCUAUGCCGCCGAUUUGGAGGAAGCGGAGAUGUACUUAACUUUUUUUGUGCUGGCUCCUUGAAUGACGUGAUUGUUCUUGGAGUCUUUGAAACUCUAAAAUGUUAACUAGAUCUACAUCACUUAGCCCUAAACCCAAAGCCCUGUCAACAGGUACUAUUCGCGCUCCUUAGUCCUAAACCCCUCCGCCCCGUCUGUGUUUACAAAUCGCGCUUUGGUCCGAUUGAAGCGGAAGAAGGCUAGCCAGGCGAAAGAGGAUUGCGACCGUGCUCUCAAACUAGUGCCAACGUACAUGAAGGCGCUUCACAGACGCGGCAAAGCAAACUACGAUCUUGGCUGCUACGACCUAGCCGUCCGCGAUUUCCAACAGGCACUACAAUUAGACCCGAACUCAGCACAGAUUAACGGUGAUUUGCGCGAAGCAAGGAAGAUGCUUUCGUCGCAGCCAUCGAAACCUGUGGCUACGAAACCCGCAAUUUCUUCUGGCAAUGAUGGGGGUGCAAGUAGCAGUUCCUCGAAGAAAGACGAUGGAAAGCCGACGUUUAGGAGGGUACUUCUAAGCCAAGACUUACUUUCAAAUAAAUUAUUUUGUAAACGAAUCUCAAUCAAUCUUCAUCUUUUGCCUUUCCCUCACUCAGUCUUUUUUGCAGACGAAACAGCUUCCUGAUAAAGAUCUUCGGCUUAAAGCACUAAGUAGAACUACAUCUUCCGGUUAGUUUUCACAUCUAUGUAUCUAUAGAUACGCUAGGUUUGCCCCUUCAAAGAAAAUAACCCUGUAAUAUCUUCUCCCUCCUCCAGAUCCAAAUCGAUUCGGAUUCUUCGGAUGACGAUGAAGACGCCACAGAAGUAGCAGAGGCAUCCAAAGGAGCUACGGCAUCGUCGACUUCCUCGAAGCCACCCACGAUGAAUGCUUCCGAUUGGAUCAGCCUGGCCGAGAAAGAAUUCCAGAACAGUAGGUGUCGCGAAGCCUGUCGUGCACUAGACUGUGCAGCAGCAGCAGUUAUGGAGGGUCAAAUAAACUGUACUACAUCUAGUAGUUGUACCUCAAGAUGAUCAUGACAUUCAUCAAAGGAAAUAAGGAAAAGAUGUUGUUGUGCCAGUAACUACAAGCUCCAUCAUCUCUAAUACAAGUGCCAACGAAUCCGACCCCACUUUUGUCACCCUAGACAAAAAGAUCGCAGCUGCACUCGAGAAAGCAGCGGCUGGGCAGAAGAGGCAGAACAGUUACAGCUUCCUCGAUUGUGGCCCUGUCCUGUCGAAGAAUGUGCUUUUCGACGAUACGGCAGCUUUAGCAGGCGCUGCAGGAGGCGCUUCAUCGUCGUCAUCGGGAGGAUUUUUAUGGAUGUUUUCCCAUCUUUCUAUCCCAUUCCGACGCACUUAGAAAACUACAUUUUCAUUUCACGAUAUUACACCAUUUUCAGAACCGGAGGUGUUCAUCUACUUGUUGUUGUAUUUGUGAUAACCACCUCCAAAAUCCUCUUCGUAUAUUGAUCUAAGGUUCUUCUAGCGCAGGGGUUAGUUCAACACUAAACGACCUACAUCAAUCUAGUCCUCUCUCAUCAUUAUUCGUGAUAACCUGAUUCAUCGAAUACGAAUUCAAAACUAAAAUAGUCUCUCCUUCAUACCGCAAGCGCAUGCAAAUAGUGGAAGAAAGCGACUCCGAAGACGACGACGGGCCUGGCAGUUCGAUCCAGAUUGAAGAAGUUGUGGAGGGGACCGCUUCUGCUGCAACUAGCUCAUCGUCCUCGUCCUCAGGCUUCAAACGAAUGCAAAUCGUAGAGGAGUCAGACUCUGAAGAAGACGAUACCGAGACUGCAAAGAAGACAGAAGUAGUUAAGGGUUAACCAAUUACAUCCCCCACAACCAUUCCUCACUCUUUUUCCAGUAGGAAAGAGGUGAGGGAUGUUCUGAAGAAUGUAAUGCUGCAACCUUUAAAGUAGUGGCUGAAGCAAAAAAGAAGGAAGAGCAAGCAAAGGAAACCUCCUCAACUGGUGAAGCUAAGCAAGGAGGAUUUAAGCGCAUGCAAAUCGUAGAGGAGUCGGAUUCAUCAGAAGAUGAGAAAGACGAUAUCAAGAAAAAAGACGUAGAUGAGAAAGACGAUAGCAAGAAGAAAGACACUACAACUAGUGUUAAGGCUUCUCCCAAUCCAUCCCUGUAGACAUCCCUCAAACAUAGAUAUGCGCCCCAAUAGAUCAAUACAAGGGAGAUAGAUACUGACGCAUAUGCUUGAGGGAUUUCCACAGGGAUGAAUAGGGGAGAGCUCUAAUAGUGCUACCUCCACCUCGACGACAACAACAACUGCAACUGGAGCCACGCAAGAAUCCUCCGAAUCAGACUCCUCUACGCAUUGUUACGCAAGGAUGCAAAUCGUAGAGGAGUCUGAUUCGGAGGAUGAAGCGGCCUCACCCCCGCCCAGCAGCACCGAGGAAGACACGACGUCAACCUCAGAGUCGAUCGUCAUAGUGGAUCCGGCUGAGGUACAGGUACUACUUUUUAUCAGUACUUAUCUCCUGUGUAUAGAUAAGGUACUGUGGUAAGUUGUACUUAUCUCCUGUGUAUCUAUAGAUACUAUAGAUUUAGAGUCGUCGUAGAUGAUAUCGAAGUUCUUAAGUAGUAUCGCGAGAGUUCGUUCGUCAAACAGAAAGAUUUAGAUUAUAAGAAUUUUCCCUUCAGGUUCCACCUACUAGCUCUUCGGACGAAUCCGCAGAAAGUUCUUUCGUGAAAGUAAACAGCGAAAUGCUAAAGAAGAUUGGCAUUAGCAAGGUGGAAAACGAAUCCAGCGCCAGCAUCCCCUGUGUCGGACUGAACGACAAUGAAGAUGCUGCCAAGGACGCCGAUCCCUAUCCUGAGCUCAGCGUUUUGCCUACAGAGGAUGGCGUCGAACUCGCCAAGAAAGCUGGAAACACACUGUUCAAGGAAGGCAAGUUUGAGGAAGCAAGACGGGUCUUCGACAAGUGUGCUUACUCGCUUCUCCACGAAUGCACGGCUGCGACGUUCACUGCAUCAUCCAAUGAGGUCUCUAGUGCGGGUCAGACGGCGAUAAAGAGUAAGAUUCAACAUCAAGCAGCUCUUGUAAAGAGCAACUCGGCGUUUGCGAGUCUAAAGGCGAAGGACUACGCUAGGGCAGAAGAGGCGGCCACGGAGUCGUUGGAAUUAGACCCGACAAACACUAAGGCGCGUUAUCGACGCGCACAAGCAAGGCUGCAACUUGGGGAGGUAAUGAUUGAUUGUAGCUCUAGACCGGUGCUCGCACUCAAGAAGAUGAAGAUUUCAAUUCAUACUCGUUUUCCAAACCCACAUCACUAAACUCCAACAAUAUCCAGACGGAUCCCAGCAUCCUAAAAUCGGGCUUGGCCGAUGUCGACGCAGCUCUGAAGAACUCUGAGGCUGCUGGUCUUGACGAGCUGCGUGCACAGUUCCUGGAGAAGAUUGCCAAACUCGAACCCCAGAAAGCCUUCGAUACUGUGGAGCCUGGCUUUACGAAGCUCGAAAUUGGAGAUGGGGACGAGGACGAGGUGCAACUAGACAAUUGGUCAUGAUAUGCAUAGAAGUGGUGAUUAGACUGACAUGAACUUGAGCAGCAACACGUGAACCCCUUUCUCUUAGCAACACGUGAUUUGAUUGACAUGAACCCUCUAUUUUCUGUUACACGGUGUACGAAUUAUCUUCAUGAAGCGACGAACUCCAUCAUCUUAAGUAAAAACGUUUACAGGUAGAAGUCGUUCCAGCGCCACUAGCACCCAAGGCGUUCGAUCCGCCUAAACGCUCUACAACUACGCCUAGUGCCAGUAGUUCCUCUACCACGAAGCCCGCAGCAGACGUUUUAGCCGAGUUUGAGCAACUGAAGGCUGCUGCUAACGGAGCCUUUUCACAAGGCAGAUUAGAGGAUGCGGUUGUAGCUUAUCAGAAAUGCAUCGACUUCGGACUGUCGAAAAAUUCGAUUCCUAAAGAGAAGAUCGCCGUUGUUUACACAAACCGAGCAGUGACGCACUACAAACUCGGAAACUACGAGGAAUGCGAACGUAUCAAUGAAUGUGCAUAUGUUGUUUAAGUUUUAGUUUUUUUGAAGAUUCCUUGGCCGCUUCUACUAGGUUGCAGUACAAGCACCUGAUCAAGAACCCUGUCCGUCUUCGUGCCAAGAACAUUGUACAAGAAACGCAGAAACGCUACAACAACUGGUGCACUUCAAUCAAUCUUGAAUCUUCUUCAAGACAGGUGACGCAACCUCCUCUCUUCAAAACAGGUGACGCAACAUCCUCCUUGGAUAUCGGCUCUCAUCUUUUCCUCACCAAAUAAACAGGUGACGCAACAUCCUCCUUGGAUAUUGGCUCUCAGCUUGGUGCAGGGGAUCUGAAAAUGAAGGAAUCCAUCAAAAAAGCCGUCUACAAACGGGCACAGUCACGCCUGCAUCUUGGUCGAGAACUAGCAGGAGCUCUGCAGGAUGUGAAUCGCGUGAUGGAAUUUCCGGAGAAGUAUUAUACCCACUUAUUAAGUGCUUAGAUACUCGUCUUUGUCCUGUAAUAAGGAUUCUUUUCAUCUCGUGCAAAAUAAGGUUCUUGACUAUCUAAGGAUCAAAAGCCUACUAAGUGCUUAGAUUUCUUGUUUCUAUGACGAACACGGUUCCGACGUUCUUGUUCAUCAUGAGUAGCUCAGUUGCACUACCACUAAAGGUAGACUUCAUCCUUCUUCUAUCUUCUGUCUCUCCUCAAUCUACCACUACAGCAAAGCUGAUUUUCUAGCUGAAGCGGAUAAGUUGAAACGAGAAAUUUUGCAGAAAAUGGUUCAGCUAAAACGCGAACAAGAGGCUGAGAAGUUGCGGAAAGCCGCAGUGCCCGCACGAACUUCAAACUCGUCUUCAUCCGGAGGAGGAGCAAUUACGAUUUGAAAACAAAUCAAUAAGUAGUCGAAAACUGAAAAUAACCGAGUUACUGACUGAAAUAUAAGACGUAAGUAGUCUCAACAGGCUACUCUUCCUUGUAGUUCAGUCUGUUACUCGGUUAUUCUCGUCUGUUCCUCGCUUAAUAUUUCAGUAGUUGAAUCACUGUCAGCACAGGAAGCGCUCUAGAUGAUGAAGAUUUAAAACUCACCUCAUCUAAUUUUCCCACCAGCUCCUCUGGUGGAAAUUUCUCUACGCCCAUCAACGCCUACGACUUCCAGCGUGUACUCGCAUCGCUGAAGAACCAGCCACUCUCUGCUUUGCGCAACUACUUGUUGAAGCAUGUCCCUGCGAAAAUUGUUCCAUCGAUUUUCAAGCGGUCCUCUAUCGAAACUGAUCAUCUUGGCCAAGUCAUACAAGCACUGCAUUUAGCAGAAGAGGGAAGCGAAAAAACGGAGUAUGAUUAUGAACAAGCAGUUGUCGGUACAUGGGUCUGUAGUAGAAAGUUGUUUGCGCCACUAGUUACUUCUAAUACAUAAUAACUUGAAGACUUUAAUAAAUGCUAGUGGUGGAAGAUGAGUGCACUUUUGCUAUAUUUUUCCACAGCGCAAAGAAAACAGGUUGUUCCUAGUCAAGCGGACCAGAGACGCACUAACCCUAAUAAAUGUACUUAAUCAUCAUGCACAACGAAGUAUGUUUGCUACAUUUCUACUUCUUCCGUUUCUCUAAUCCCCAUACCUCUUCGCGUUGGGAAAAACGUACAUGGCAGAUUUGCAGUUCGGUAUGCUGAGCAGCGAGGAAGUCACCUGCUUAAAGGACAUCCUUACCACUGUACCAGCGAAUCGAGAAGCUGAAAAGAAGGCUUUCUUGAAAGUCUCCAAAAUUAAGAUGUAAGUAUCUGCGAUAGUGGGUCUUAGUGGCAUGUACUGUAAUAUUGGGACAGUUUCGGAAUACUGACCUGGGCAGCAUUCCAUUCCAUUGGCUCAAUAUUGUACAUAGCGUUUUAGGUACUUGCUGAAUCUUAAAUAAAGUUAUAGACCUUACUUGUACUUGUAGAUACCCUACUAGCAUGAGACUGUUAUGGUAUUUCGAGUUUGCUAUCACUACGUCAAAAAACAGAAGUUAUAGUACUUCGUGCACGACAACAAUAUGGGCACAGUGAAUUCAUUGAAGCUCAGAGAGCUGAUGGAAUUUUCUUUGUGGUGAAAAUAUGUUUGUAUUUUUUGACUUUCUUAUCUAAGUAUGCUUCAGCGAACGAACGAAAUAUAAUGGUGAACAGAGGUGACAAUCUAUCUUCCACAGAACAGACUUCAAAGUGUAUGAUUUUCUCGUCCUUGCAUUUCUGAUAUAUUCUUCAAGCACAUGCUACUUAUAUAUAAAUAUGUGUGGCGCUCUGUCAGCAGGGCAAAGUCCCUAGGCGAGCGGUUGCCUCAUGCAAUUUUUUGAGGUCAUUAAUAUUCUUAAUUCAUCAUAAUUCUGUUGUCGAAGUAGUUGAUGUAGUUCUUUUCGUGUUUUUUGACGUCUUUUUCUUUUAGCAUGCUCCUGGUAAUCGUUUCUAUAAUAAGAAAGUGGAUAUUUUUAGAACAGGUGAUUCGAUCUCAUUCGGUGUUGUAGGAAUACAUUAGUUGCAUGUCCUCAUCUAUGUUCUUGAGGACGUCAUCUAUGUUCUUGAGGACGUCAAGGCAUUGAAUUCCUACUCGUCAAAAACCCAAGUAUCCUCAUUUGGAAGUUCGACAACGAUUCAACACUUGUGAAAUCAUUGCGCAGGAACGUUACAAACUAGAUGCCCACCAGCAGGGAGCGCUUGCUCAUCGUUGAGGACGGC
Molecule: messenger RNA, 7970 nt
Organism: Amoebophrya sp. A25
Lineage: Eukaryota; Dinophyceae; Syndiniales; Amoebophryaceae
Source: the annotation of a GenBank genome assembly